AUGGCUUCUCCGUUGGUAUCUGAGAAGCAGCAGGUCCGUAACAGCAUUGACUCAUUAUCGGGCGACAGAACCGCGGCUGCGACACCGGACGCCAACACGCUCCGAGACGACAAGCACAUCCCUGACGACUCGAGCUUAUCCCACGGCCCAUCAAGCAGAGACGACUCCAGCGACGACAACGGCGAUGAUCUCGCGCCGCAACAAUCCAAUGCUUCCUCAGUAUGGGCUGUCGACACAAUGUCGUUCCCUAGAGAAGCUUUGUUCGUGAUUAUUUGCUGCAUGGCCCAGUUUUGUACUCAGGCCGCGUACAUGGAAACCCUCAUGCUCCUCCACGUCAUCGGCGACUCCUUUCACGUAGACAACCCAGCCCGCCUAGCCUGGCUCGUCGCCGGCUACUCCCUCACCGUCGGCACCUUCAUCCUCUUCUCGGGCCGCCUCGGCGACGCCUUUGGCUACAAGCGCAUACUCAUCAUCGGCUUCGCCUGGUUCUCCCUCUGGUCCCUCAUCGCCGGCCUCAGCGUCUACUCCAACUUCACCCUCGCUGUCUUCUCCCGCGUCCUCCAGGGCAUCGGCCCGGCUCUCUGCCUCCCCAACGCCCUCGCCCUCUUCGGUUCAGCGUACCCGCCGGGCCACCGCAAGGCCAUGGUCUUCUCCUUCUUUGGCGCCGUUGCGCCCAUGGGUGGCGUCGUCGGGGCCGCUAUCGCGUCGACGCUCGAGCUGGAGUGGUGGCCCUGGGCCAUGUGGGCGCUCUCCAUCUGGCUCGCGAUUCUGGCUGUGGCUGGGUAUUUCAUCAUCCCCGAGCCAGCCGCCAAGCUGCGACCUCCGACGAACUUCAAAAGCAUGUUUGUCGAGCUCGACAUCCCCGGCGCCGUCACGGGCAUCGUGGCGCUGAUCCUCUUCAACUUUGCCUGGAACCAGGCGCCCAUUGACGGCUGGAAGACGCCCACGGUCCUCGUCCCGCUCAUCCUCGGCCUCGUCCUGUUCGGUGUCUUCACCGCCAUCGAGUUCAAGUACGCUGAGAAGCCCCUGCUGCCCUUUGACGCGGUCAACGCCGACGUCGCGUUCGUGCUGGCGGCCGUCGUCUGCGGCUGGGCGACGUUUGGCGUGUGGACGCUCUACCUCGUGCAGAUCCUGCAGGAGAUCCGGACGCUGUCGCCGCUGCUCAGCUGCGCGUGGUUCUCGCCAGUCGUGGUGACGGGUGGUAUCGCGGCCGUCAUCACGGGGAAGCUGCUCGGUCCGCUCAAGGUGCGGCCGCCUGUCGUCAUGACCAUGGCGCUCCUCGCGUUCACUAUCGGUGUCAUUCUCACUGCGACGGCGCCCGAGAACCAGGUCUACUGGGCACAGAUCUUUGUGUCCAUGAUUAUCAUGCCGUUUGGGAUGGACAUGAGUUUCCCGGCCGCGACGCUGAUUCUGUCGAAUGCCGUGAAGAAGGAGCACCAGGGUAUCGGGGCCAGUCUGGUCAACACCGUCGUCAACUACGGCAUCGCGCUUGGGGUUGGGUUUGCGGGUACUGUAGAGGUGCACGUCGGCAAGGGCACCGGGACCAAGCAAGAGCAGUUCAAGGGGUUCCGGGGCGCGUUGUAUAUGGGCGUUGGACUCGCUGGGCUGGGAUUGUGCGUGGCGUUGACGUUUCUGGCGAGGGAGUGGCGGCAUCGGAAGGGCGCACGGGGGAACGAAGAGAAAGCUGCCGAGGCGCAGACGGGGAGCUCAUGA
This is a messenger RNA of Colletotrichum orchidophilum, 1713 nucleotides long. Its product is annotated as major facilitator superfamily transporter. Gene Ontology annotation, biological process: transmembrane transport. Lineage: Eukaryota; Fungi; Ascomycota; Sordariomycetes; Glomerellales; Glomerellaceae. Bases 1 to 1713 code for a protein of 570 amino acids. Gene Ontology annotation, molecular function: transmembrane transporter activity. The record is from RefSeq and is a predicted model, not a curated record. The transcript has 2 exons. Gene Ontology annotation, cellular component: membrane.